Molecule: messenger RNA, 3162 nt
Organism: Dendronephthya gigantea
Lineage: Eukaryota; Metazoa; Cnidaria; Anthozoa; Malacalcyonacea; Nephtheidae
Product: protein phosphatase 1 regulatory subunit 12C-like
Exons: 12
Coding region: 403-3006 (867 amino acids)
Molecular function (GO): ubiquitin protein ligase binding
Source: RefSeq, a predicted model, not a curated record
UAUAAGAUUGGCAAAGAAGUUAUACGAUGAAGUGAGUGAAUGGGAAUCAGUUUGCUAGUCAUCUUGUUUGUACUUGAAAUUGGUUCUGGACAAAUGUACAUUUAUAAGAUGUGAGUUCAACUGAGUUCAAUACGCCACCUAAAGUGAGCUUGGCAGGUCACACCGGAAAUUCUUGAGGGGAAACUUUUCAUAAUGAAGUGGCAAUCUAGCGUCUGAGCGCCUUUGUUGAAGUAAAAGCAUACAUGUGAUUUGUAUAGAACUGAUCUCCUACUCUUGCCUUGUAUAAAGACGGACAUAUUUUACGCUGGUUGUGGAGUUAUUAAAAAGAGAGAGAGAGAGAAAGAGUAGUUAAAUAGUCUAUUAGCAUCGGUGGUGGCCUUCAAGGUCGUUAUGCGCUAGGCAAUGACUAAUGAGAUACGACGUGAUUUAACUAAUGACCGUAGAAGAAGGGAGACUGGAAAUCAGAAGGAAAUACUUGCUACUCACGCUAGUCAGCUCAAAUACUUGGACACUUGCUCAAGAAGUGAAUCUGACCGGCAAAACAAUUAUAGUGACAUAGCAACAUUGCCCGGGGUUAAAGUUCCCUUUGUAGUCCGGCCGGAGCCCUUACCUCGUAAGACAAUGAGGAACAGUAUACGAAAAUUACCGAGAAAAUAUAGCUCUGCCAAGGAAAAGAAAAAAGAAGCGGAAAAGGAUAAACGGAAAGUGUCAGAAAGCGAAAAACCGAAGCAAAAUGGAAAGGAAGUCAAUGCUUCCUCCCCAGCCAAAAAAGAGACGAUGUAUGAUAUUGCUACGGCGGCUGCUAACAUUCAACAAACAGACACUGAUUGUCACGAGGGUGCAACCGUUACGUGUGAUAAGGUAGUAGUUACGCAAAUGGAAAGACCUGUAUUAGGGUCCCUAGAUGCAUCAGAGUUAAUGCUAGUUAGCUCGGACAAAGGAGACCUCGGAACUAUGCAGGUACUCGUAAAUAAAAAUUCUGAAGACUCGACUGCGUUAUGUACGACUAAAGACAAUAAUGGAGAGACUCCACUUCACAAGGCUGCCAAGGGUGGUUACCUGAAAUGUCUGAAAUUUCUUGCAUCCCAAGUACCUGAUCAGGUUUCCAGCCUGGACAAUUCAGGCAUGACACCCGCAGCUCAUGCUGCAAAAAAUGGUCACGUGAAUUGUCUGAAAUGGUUAGUAGAAGAAAGCAGUGCUUAUGUUGAGCUUGCCGUACGAGAUGGACAGACUCAUUUAUUACAUCAUGCUGCAUCAGAAGGAAUGGAACAAUGUUUGAUUUAUCUUCUGGCCUUCAUGGAAAAACGCAAGAUUACAACAGAUAUCAUUGACGCAACUGGGCAAUCACCCCUACACGCAUCCGCUAAAAUGGGUCAUCCGGCUUGCAUUCAAACAUUGGUUGAACAUGGUGCCGAUGUUCUGGCGAAAGAUCACGAAGGCUUAACAGCGUCAAGUGUCGCCUAUAUACAAAAACAAUCGAUAUGUUCAAGAUAUUUAUUAAUGGCCGAGUCUUGUUGGAUCUUGGCAUCUCGUGUAGCAACAUUGUUUCGUGAAGUAAACGGAUAUAAGAAGGAGAACAAAGAACUUAAGAAAUCUGUUGAGAACUUGAAAGCAAGAAAAAAGUCGUUUCCAAAAGAUUUGCCGCAUAGACCUGAGACUGUUGGGGCGCUUGUUGAUGAAUGUGGCAAUCAAAUAGAAGAUAUUUCUCAAAGUGAUAAAAAAGUUUCGAUUGGAAUUCGAGAACGUAAUUUUCCUGAUGGAGAAAGCCCUAAGAGCACUUUUACUGAAGCCGAUAAACGACGACCGCAGAACAUUUCUCCAAGAAGUCGCAUGAUCAAUUCAGAUCCUGAAGUACAGGAUGUACAACAUCUUAAACUAGUGCGUCAAGGAAGUAAUACAAGUGAUUCUAUUCCUGUUGUUUCAACAACAGGCAUUGCUGAAAUACCCCCCGCUGAAAAAGUCAAGGCUAAAGAGAUUGCCAUGGUAACGCAUCAGCUGAUGUCAACUCGGCGUUUACAACUUGUGAAAAAUAAAAAAACGAAAGACACGAGUCCACCUGAAAUUGGAAAAUUUAAACCCGAUUCCAAAUCACAGACGUCAGUUGAUGAUAGCGCUGUUGUUAUGCGAAGAUCUAACACGAGAAAUAAAAAUAAUAGACCAAAAUCUCUUUGUGAUAAAGAUCUAAGGUUCAUGCGAUCUGCUAGUGAUGUCGCUUUCAACCGUAGCAAACCAAACCAAGGUAUCUUAGAACGCCGAGCUUCCUGUACAGAAAUCAACAAGCAAUCGAAACUUGAAGAAAAUGAAACCACCAGUCAGAAAACAAGCAAAGAGAGCUCAGAUUCGGAUCUCUCGCCUACAGACCAAAACCCUGAAAAGGAAACAUUUUGGGACAAUGUCGGCGCGAGGAAACUUCUCUCGCGAAAAAAGAAUACAAAACCGCGGUCAUUAUCUGGUGGACUUAGUGACCUACAGACUGUAUCUACAGAUAAAAUACUCGAGUUGUAUGCACGAGAAUCACGUGGGAGUUCAUCUCGAAUCAAUAGCCUCAUUGAGGAGGAAGAUAAGAACAGCCUGGGUAUUGGCAGAAGAACAAUGUCAUCACUUGAACUUAAAUCACACGCAUGCGUGCGAGAUGGGAGCAUCCACGCAAGUUUUCGUGAGCCACGAUUGAAGUUGCAAGCACUGAGUGAUCUUAGGAUGUCUGAAAGGUACACGGAAAGUACGUCAAAAUCCUGUGAUCAGAAACCUAAAGUCGAGAAGAGAAUCCGUCCUGUCGCAAAACCUCGUUUAAAAAUUCGUUCAUCUAGUGAGACAAAUGUAUUGAAACAAACUGUUGAGUGUUUUACUACAAGUGAAGUUCAUAGAACUGUCAGGGCGGAUAAUUUAGAUCAUCUAAAAGAAGAUGUACAUUGUUUUAAAAAUACCCUGGAUAAUUAUGGAUACGCUUUGGAUCGCGAUAGAGAGACACAAGACAGUCAAGAAAAUCUAGAAUGUACUGACGUUUAAAGUUUUCUGAAAAAAAAUUGUGCUAAACUAUGGAAGACCAUGAUAGUGCAUUGACGAAUUCCGGCUCUAUAGCAUGAAAAGAAAACGUUGUAAUGAAUUCAUAGUUUUUAUAUAAUAUUGUAUAAUAUACGGGGAAUUAUAUACAUUUAUAAUUCU